AUGCCAGUCAGAUUUCUGUAUCCCUCUCCCUUGUCUCUCCCGGUGGUUCUACUGCUUUGGCUUGCCUGUCUUGGUGAGGCAAAAUUUGUCGAGUUGACAUUCCAUGUAACUGAGCACUCCGAGGCCAACAAGUUGAUUGGUAACGUCCUCCAAGGCAUUGCACUGUCCAGGCAAGAGGUACGCUCAAUCAGUGUGGAAUCACCGCCACCAGAGGAAUGGAUUACCUAUGUACAUAUCAAUACCACCACCGGGGAUAUUUACACCAGCGGAGAGAGUCCAACCACCCUAGAUCGUGAAGUGAUCUGCCCCCUUCGGGUUGUAGGUGAAGUGAUUCAAGAAUGCCAAUUCUCCCUCCUCAUCUCAAUCAACCAAAAGUAUCUUGUCUCACUUCAUCUCAUUAUUGAUGAUAUUAAUGACUCACCACCUCUAUUCUUUCAUCAUGGUCAAGUUAUUAAGGAGUUGGUUUUAAGUCUACCCGAAAGCGCAGCGAUUGGGGAGACUGCUUUAGAUCUACCCACUGCUGUGGAUCCAGACUUAAAAUCUUCACUCUCGCCUAUAACUUAUCACCUGAUUGGUGAAAAUCUUCCAUUCUAUCUACUCUCUCGAGGUGGAGCACCCAAACUCUAUCUCUCGGCACCACUGGACUUUGAAAGUGUUCCACUCUACAAAUUUUUUCUGCAAGCCUUGGAUGAAAGGAGUGGUCGAAUUUUUCUUCGAGCCCCACAACUUGAACCCAAGCGGUACUCCUUCGUGAUUGAGGCUACAGAAGGUGUCAACUCCACCUCACCUGUCAGUAAAAGUGCCACUGCAUUGGUUGCCAUCUUCGUAGCUGAUGUGAAUAAUCACCGACCCAUUAUUGAGUUAAAGCCAUUCAGUAAUGCCUCUACAUUGGCCUAUGCUACUAUUAGAGAGGAAUUUGUUGUGGAGCAUCAAGAGGAGGUGAUGGAUCCAACUGUCUUGGCUUAUCUUACCGUCACAGAUAAGGAUGAGGGGAGUAAUGCCCUCUGCACCUGUCGCCUAGACGAGUCACCUCUGACAAGAGCUUUCGAACUGACCAAAGUGAAUCAACUGUCACCGCAAAUGAAUGUCUAUCGACUAAUUGCCAUCAAGUCGUUGGAUGCCGAAGACGCUGUAGUGCUGAGGCAUCUCAUUCAACCAGUUGAAGCGGAUCGGUGCAAAGGGGUGGCAGGUUUUCUGGUCUUGAAGAUCACCUGUGCAGAUUCAGGAAACACGCCACUAGAGACCCAGGCAACAGUCUACAUUGCUCUACGGGAUGUCGACGAGUAUCCCACAAAAUUCGUGUUCCCCGAUUCCACGGAAGUGUAUCGAAUAUCUGUCAAAGAGGAUGUAAAAGUUGGUACCAAAUUGAUGGACCUCGUAGUCGAUGAUGUGGAUACUGGAAAGUGUAUUCAAAUGUCGACAAGUCUUAAAAAUGAGCAAAUAUUUUUGGAAUCUGAUAGUGGGACUCUAGUGUUGAGAUCACCUCUAGACUACGAAACAACAGCCUCGAUUUUAUUCACAGUUUCUGCCGGUGAACGAAGGAUCCAUCCAAGGGGUCAGCCAUCUGCCACUGCCACAGUCAUCUUAGAGAUUAUAAAUGUGAAUGACAACCAACCGCGUUUAACCGCCCUGAAGGCUGUCGAGAGCAAGAUGUGCCAGAAGAUGAUCUCUUCUAUCAAUGACUCGAUCAAUCAAACUAUAGACUGCUUCGUCCUGGAAGUGGAAGAGGAGGUAGAAAUUGGAUUCCGCAUCCAUCAUCUUGUAGCCAUCGAUGCAGAUACCCCCAACACCACUAGCGGAUUUAUUUUCUCUCUGGCAGGCGCCUAUGCCCCUGUUAAGCCGCAUAAAGUAGAGAAGUUAAAGGUGUCCCCUCUUGAGGUGACCAAGAAAGGCGAUCUCCUAGUCACCGGACGGUUAGAUAGGGAACAAUUCAAUUGGAUGGAUUUACUCAUCUCCGUCUCCGACGGGGAGGAGAGUUCCGUAUCCCUACUUCGUGUCAAUCUUGUGGAUAUAAAUGACAACCAACCAGUUUGGCAAUUCCCCUCGCCUACGGAUUACCACAUCUCGGUUAGCCUCUUUGCUCGAGUUGAUGUCAUCGUCUCUCGAGUUCAAGCCCUCGAUGCCGACUUUGGUGCGUUGAAUGGGGGAGUGGAGUACAAAAUUUUACCCCAGCCAAAAGAUAUUAUUGCUUCAGGUCUUCUGCUCGAGCAUCUUACGCAUUCCUUGUAUGGAAGCCAUCUCUUCUCCAUCAAUCCACUGACUGGAAAGCUAAGUGUCAAACAGGCUCUGCCAAAUCAAACCGCGGUGCCCUAUCGCCUAGACUUGAUUGCCGUAGACAAGGGAAAGCCGACGCUAGAGUCGACGGCUCAUCUCCUUAUCUCUCUGGUUGAUAGACCCUUUAAUGAUGUCCAAAUGAUUCAAGCCAAUCCAGUGGGAGGAUCAAAUAAUCUACAAAAUGAUGGAGUGGAUACCAUUCAAGCCUCCUCUUUAAACUCGGUGGUUGAACAUUCGGGGGUGCGAAGCACCCCCUCCAGUAUGGAGAAUAGGAUCCACAUUAUUGGUAUAUCUGCGGGGGUUCUGACUCUCUUCUUCUUUCUCGCCGUCAUCUCCUUUGUCUUGUGUAAACGGGUGCAAAGUGGUAGUCUUUCCUUAUGUCGAAAAUCCUCCAAUUCCCUGGAGUUACAGUCAAAUCAACGACACAGUUGGAGUCCCAGCAUGGCUUCACCGGUUCAUGAGGUGCUACUAGAGCGACGAGAUCCGGUGAUUUUAUCAACUCAGCCACCUUCACCACCACCGUUACCGCCGUCACUGCCACCAGCUGUACCACCUCCGUCAUCUCCUCCCCUAUCGGUGGUUGAAAUUCCCACCUGCUCAAUAGCAUUCAGUGGUGCUACAUCAUCUCCAAUGGAAAUGAGUAGUGUCAAGAAUGUACCUGUCAUUGUCAGUGUUGCCGUUCUUCCUCCCUCCUCUUCCACACCCACCGAAUAUGUGGUCAUCUCUGAGGGUGUAACUGUCACUCCGUCAAAAUACAGUUGGAAGGUGGUAAAUGACAGUGAUUAUAUCAUUACCGAGAGGUAG
Echinococcus granulosus is the source of this 3078-nucleotide messenger RNA. Its product is annotated as Protocadherin gamma-A9. Gene Ontology annotation, cellular component: plasma membrane. Gene Ontology annotation, molecular function: calcium ion binding. The record is from RefSeq and is a predicted model, not a curated record. Lineage: Eukaryota; Metazoa; Platyhelminthes; Cestoda; Cyclophyllidea; Taeniidae. Gene Ontology annotation, biological process: homophilic cell-cell adhesion. Bases 1 to 3078 code for a protein of 1025 amino acids. The transcript has 2 exons.